Colletotrichum truncatum is the source of this 1632-nucleotide messenger RNA. RefSeq names its product glucan synthesis regulatory protein. The record is from RefSeq and is a predicted model, not a curated record. Gene Ontology annotation, biological process: fungal-type cell wall beta-glucan biosynthetic process; cell wall biogenesis. NCBI's taxonomy places the organism in Eukaryota, Fungi, Ascomycota, Sordariomycetes, Glomerellales, Glomerellaceae. Gene Ontology annotation, cellular component: mating projection tip.
AUGGCGUCUUCGAUCGGUGCGGCUUUCCGCUCCCUCUGGCACGACCUUACUAGCUACGACCGACACUCGACCAUUGACUCCCCCUACCGAACCGGUCGACAUGUCCCUCUGAACCAGCGCCAGAGCGGCAUCCUUACCUCUGUCGCGACCGCCUCCGACUCCCGGGCCGACGUCUCCUCUCCUUACGGCGAUGAUAGCUACAAUAGACUCACCCGCGACAGCAGCUACCAUGGUGGCGGUAUCCCGAAUACCCCUUCCAGCCCUAACCCAGCGGCGGCACCCUACUCUCCUGGCAUGAGAUCUCAAUCGGCCCGCCUUUCAAGUCAUGGCGAUGGCUUCGAGAUGCAGAGCCCAGGUGAUGUGCAGAUGCAGUCGUUCCAGGACGGUUCUCCGCCGCCUCCUCCGGUUUCCCACUCAUGGAAGAAGAUUGACGCAUGGGCUGAGGAGCACUACCCUGAGCUUUGGGAUCAGCUGUGUGAGGGAUGCACUGACAACGAUCUUAACGAACUCGAACACCAACUCGACUGCUCUCUGCCUCUCGAUGUGAGAGAAUCCCUCAUGAUCCAUGACGGCCAGGAGAGGCUGGGUAUGCCUACAGGUAUUAUCUUCGGCUCCAUGUUGCUUGAUUGCGAGGAGAUCGUACAGGAAUGGGACCAAUGGCGCAAGGUGAACCAGGAAUUCCUCUCUGAGGCCGCCAUCCGGAAGCCCGCCGUUCCUUCCAAGGCUCUUGGUAGCAACGGCCAGGCAUCUUCUUCCAAAACGCCUGCCUCUCCUGCAGCCCCCAACAACCCUACUUGGAGACAGGAUCUCAUUGCCCGCCAGGACUGCGUUCCCCCCAAUUCAGUUCAGCGAUCGUACGCCCACCCUGCGUGGAUUCCCCUUGUACGCGAUUGGGGCGGUAACAACCUCGCCGUGGACCUUGCCCCUGGCCCUAAUGGCAGAUGGGGUCAGAUUGUUCUUUUCGGUCGCGACUAUGACACCAAGUAUGUGAUCGCACGGUCCUGGGCCCAUUUCCUCGCCAUGGUUGCGGACGACCUUGCCAGCGGCAAGUGGUUCGUGGACGAGGAAACCAACGAGCUCAAGUUGCGGGAGUUUAAGGAGACGCGUGUUGAGCCUCCUUACUUUGGCAUCUUGCGUUGGCGCAUGGAUCAGAAGUAUGGCCGCAGAGCCGCGAAGCGCAGAUCGGUAGUGCCCCAGAACAGAGCCGGAUCCCCGGCUGGAUCUGGUUCCACCUCCCCCUACUCGAGCCCUACCAACAACGAGGCGAACGGCGAACAGCGAGGACGAUCGAUGCAGCGACUUGGCGGCACCUCUCCAAUUGCCAGUCCCAUCCGCCCCGGCUAUAGCAAGUCUAGCCCUCUUGCACGAGUGGCCGAGGAAACCCCUCUGCCGGAUCCCGAGACCAACGGUCUCAAGCCCACGAAGCUCGUCGAAGUUGAGACCCCUAGGCCCAGCGAAGAUAAUCCCAAGGGUUCCCGCGCGUCGCUGCUAUCUCACGUCGACACAACGCCCGAGAACGAUGGCAAGGAGAACGAGAACCCUGCAGGCAAGGUGAAUGGCACGGCCAACGGCAAGCCUAAUGGUAAGCAACCAGAGGUUUUGGAGGAGCCGAUGAAGGAGAUCGAGAUAUAG